Sugiyamaella lignohabitans is the source of this 519-nucleotide messenger RNA. RefSeq names its product Dap1p (gene DAP1). The transcript has a single exon. Gene Ontology annotation, cellular component: membrane; endomembrane system. The record is from RefSeq and is a predicted model, not a curated record. NCBI's taxonomy places the organism in Eukaryota, Fungi, Ascomycota, Dipodascomycetes, Dipodascales, Trichomonascaceae. The coding region runs from base 1 to 519 and encodes 172 amino acids.
AUGUCUGAUCAAAUCACUCCGAAAGUACCUAUACAAGAGACCACAGAGGGUUAUCACCCAUUGGUUAAAUGGGGGUUCGGAAUUCUUAUUCUGUUGUUUGCAAUUCGAAAGUUCUUUUUUAAGAAGCAGAACCUGGAUGAAGAUGACGAUGGCGUGUUCCUCUCUAAACUUGAACCCCUUGAAUUCAUUGACUACACUCCGAGUACUUUACAAAAGUUUAAUGGCAAGGAUGAUCCCCAUGUGCUAUUAGCUGUACAUGGAAAGGUUUACGAUGUUUCAGCUGGUCGCUCCUUUUAUGGGCCGGGAGGUCCGUAUGCUAAUUUUGCUGGUCGGGAUGCUUCACGAGGAUUAGCAUUGAAUUCUUUUGAUGAAGCGGUUCUUACUCCCAUCGAAGAGCCCAUUGAUCUCUUGGAUGAUUUAACGGAAGGUCAGCAAAAUACUCUAAAUGAUUGGAAGUCGUUGUUCGAGUCAAAGUAUCCUGUAGUAGGAUCGCUUGUCAACGAGCCCAAGCACAGGUAG